AGACUGUCAGAAAAUGAACGACUGUGCCAUUACAUUACCGAAUGAAAAAGACAAGUGGCUAAACUUCCGCAACGUAAACUACAAGGAGCGAGUGCCCUUUGUCGUCUACGCAGACCUCGAAUGUGUACUGCGGAAAACGCAACCUGUUACGGAGUCGACGACAUACGCCUAUCAACAACACGAGGUAUUUAGUAUAGGAUACUACGUGCGAUGCUCGUACGACGACGCGUUAUCGGGGUAUCGGUUUCGUCGCAAUAAAGAUUACGUCACGUGGUUUGCUAGGCAACUCGAAGAAUUAGCUCAUAACGUUAAAACAUGUAUAUCGACUAAAGUCCCCAUGGUAAAUUUAACAAAAGAGCAAAUGAAGGCAUACUGA
Monomorium pharaonis (pharaoh ant) is the source of this 376-nucleotide messenger RNA. RefSeq lists its product as uncharacterized. The coding region runs from base 14 to 376 and encodes 120 amino acids. The record is from RefSeq and is a predicted model, not a curated record. The transcript has a single exon. NCBI's taxonomy places the organism in Eukaryota, Metazoa, Arthropoda, Insecta, Hymenoptera, Formicidae.